AUGGCAGGGCUACACGACGUAGUCGGUGAAUCCUUUCUCCACUCGCUGGUCCCACCAUCUAAAAGUCCAACUGGAGCUCCCUGUUUAUACCCGUAUCGUGAGUUUAGCAUCGAGGAGGUUCUUGUAUUCGGUGACGUACUGAGCUGGAAGUUCGGCUGCGACGUCGAGGCCAGUGCCGGCAAGGAAGACGACACGGCACGUUUUCGCACUGAAGGUCGGCAUCGGUCGAUUCGUCAUGAAGCCAGGUCCGAUACGCGUAGGCCUAGCGAUGCGAACGGCCGAGGUGGUCGUGCAGCUCAAACUCGACGUCCCACAGCCGUUUCUUACCGAACGGCCUCCAAGGAACGCGGGGCUCUGAGGACUAGACGUUUUGUUCGUUCGUACCGCGCUGGUUACGGAGCUUACGCCGCAGGCGCCAAAGGUCGGAUCUCGCUACAGCGUCGCGCCGUAGCUAGGAUCCGGGCGACUGCAGCCACAUAAAGGAGUAACAUUGCGUUCCGGUCCAGGCGGCCGCAUUGCGGGACUGCCGAGCGUGCUAAUGGCAGGUAACGAGCUAGACCGACGCGCCUAGGCAUGACUUUGCGAGCAAGCUCCCGGAAGGGGUGUACUCCCCAGUCAAUAUGCAAAA
This is a messenger RNA of Gaeumannomyces tritici R3-111a-1, 628 nucleotides long. RefSeq lists its product as hypothetical. Lineage: Eukaryota; Fungi; Ascomycota; Sordariomycetes; Magnaporthales; Magnaporthaceae. The transcript has 2 exons. Bases 1 to 480 code for a protein of 159 amino acids. The record is from RefSeq and is a predicted model, not a curated record.